AUCUUCAGGCCGACCAAACCGAGAGGCGGGAGGUCAGAAAAACGGCAGGGAAAACUUGCAAACUGGGGUGUAUCUCGGACACCUCAGUGGCAGCAGUAUCAGGAACCAAGAUGGUGGCGAGCAGAUGGAGGUCAGGUGACAGAAAUCCCCUUGUACAUGGUGGACUAUUCUCAUUCGAGAAGCCUCUUGCUCGCGAUAGAUUCAUUGACAUUUCCAUCAUGCCCAAGUUCGAUUUGUGACGGCGGGUCAGCCUCCGGUGUCCCCGAUAGUCUACCAGUCACGUUCCCGGGCAGGUGGACACUGCUGGGCCUCCUACGCCGGCCAUGGAGGUGUUCUUCGGUGCUGCCGUCUUGGUGCUGUGCUACGUCUUCCUCCGCCUGCUCAACCUUAGCAACGGCCCGGCGCCUCCCACCCUGUACUACCGCCCCUCGGACCUGAACGAAUUCCUGCUGCAGACAGUGCCGCUUCUCACCUUAAGAUAUACUCCCCCUAUCUUGUGGGGCAGGAAUGGUCAUCUCCAGUCCAUCAUCCACAGUUUAUUUGGUCCCAGUCGUUCAAAGGAGUCCCGCACAGGUGAAUGCUUCUCAGUCCAGCUGGAAGAUGGCUCUACACUCACCUACACCCUGUACGACACGUCCAAACCCCACCCCGCAGGAGACAUCACCAUUGUCGUCUGUCCCGGCUUCGGCAGCUCAAAUCGUUCCAAGUACAUCCAGGCAUUCGUCAGCCUCGUUAGUGACCAUGGUUACAAGGUGGCCGUGCUUGACCACCUGGGGACUACAGACAACCCGCUGACCGCUCGGCGCAUCUUCACCUACGGGGAGACGGGAGAGUUUGGGGCCAUGGUGGAUGACGUCAUGAGGGAAAACACCACAACACGCCUUAUUGUUGUGGGGUUCAGCAUGGGGGCCAACAUCGUGUGUAAGUACAUGGCAGAGGGGCGGCCACACAACAGAAGGGUGAUCUGCUGUGUGUCUGCUGGACAGGGCUAUGAUGCAGUCAGAGGCAGCAACGUGCUGAUGGAAUGGACUGGCUUCAGGAGAGCGUACAACUUCGCCAUGGCGCAGGGGCUGAAGACCAUCCUUCAACGCCACAGCUACGUCCUCUUCCGUGGCAACAGCGACUUCAACCUCAGUGCCAUCCAGUCAGCAACCUCCCUGCAGGAGAUCGACCUGGCCUACACCCUCCAAGCCGGUGGCUACUCCAGCCUGCACAGUUACUACCGCCACUGCAGCUGCAAAUUCACUAUGCAUAAGAUAACGGUGCCCACGCUUCUUGUAAAUGCCCUUGACGACCCCCUUAUCCCCGAAGAUAUGCUAGAUGUCCCGUACAACUAUGCAAUGAGUCGAGAUAAUGCAAUGUUUGUGCUCACUCGUCAUGGUGGCCAUCUUGGUUUUUACAGUGGGGGUCUCAUCAUUCCUGACUCGGAGACCUGGCUGCACCGGCUACUGCUACAGUACCUUGAUGCAAUGUCAACUCUAGCUUUAGACCAGUCCAAAGUAAAGGCUAGCACAGAUAGUCUCUUGAGCUCAUCCAGUGCAUUUGAAAAUCUGUCUUUGUGUGCCUCCUCCAGUGUAGGGACACCGGUAGACUGAUCGUACAAGGCAUGGUCCCAUAUGUCACCCACCAGAAGUUUGGCAUUCUGCAGUUGUAUGGGUUGUUCUACCAUGGAAGCCUAGACUGUUAUUAGCGCCUGUACAGGUCAGCUCCUUGGCCACCCCAUGGAUUUCUGGCACAUAGAGUUUCCUAGGAGGCAUGUUGGCUCUGGGAUAACCAACCAGCUGGCCUGUGCAGGUCCUGAUAACAGUCUGACUUCCAGGGUAGGGUUGUUGCAGCACCUGGCCACAGCAACUUCAUAUUUUGUAGCUGGAAGUUGCUCACUUAAAAAGUGAGAUUAGACAGUCUUCAUGCUACCUGUAGUGUUUUUGUAAGCUCAAACAACAGUAAUUCUCAGCCUUUGUAGAAGUUGGUAAAUGUUUUCAAUCUAUAACUUGCUGAAAAACAUUAUAAAUUUACUUUACUAGUGUAAAAGGGUAUCUAGCCAUGUUUUCAGUCUUCUAUAGUUAGGAACUGAGAGUAAGUAGAGUUGUUGUCAUUGAUAUCAGUCUCUUGAAGCAGUGGCAACAUGUAUAUUCAUCUGUGUCAGUGUUUCAGUGUAACAAAUCUGCUCUUGCACUGACUGCCUUGUAGUGCUACUGCUUUAAGAUGUCUUCAGAAUCAAAGUGACGCUUGUGUCGAGAUAUCGCUUUUAUAAUUCUGUUUGACGGACUGGCCCAUUUCAGCAUAAAUGAUAGAAUUUCAGACUAUUAAACCCAAAUAUUCUGUCUUCCUUGUGAUGGUUAUGCAGUAGCACAACAUUUUUAGCUUUAUCAACAUGUUAGAAAAUGGCUUGGAAUCAAGAUACAGUCAAAUUGAGUAACUAUCAUGUAUAGUAACAAAACAUGUAAGAUUAUUAUUUUCAGCAUAAACAGUAAUUUUCGUCAUCUCUGAUUCAUAUUCUGAGAAUAGAAAAGACAUACUGGGGAUAUUUGUAGUUUACCCUGAGUAACUGCCAUGUAUUUUUUCUUAAUUUCACUAGCCAACUGCUGCCUACCCCUGUGUCAGGGAUCCCAGCAGCAGUGUAAUGAAAUACUGGAUACAUCAGUUUUUUACAUCACAUUUCAGACAUCUGGCAUAUCUGGUACCCAAUAUAGGGAUAGCGAUAGGUGCUAGAACUCAGAAGUCUUAAGCCUAAAGUUUAGGCAAGAGGGCUUAAGUUUUGGAACGGUACAUUCCCUGCUCUGCACAGUUAUAAAUUUGUCAUCAACCAACUUCAGUUCUCAUGUAUUCAGUGUCCUUCUCAGUGCUGAUCAUUACAAAAAAGAAUCUUGAGGCAUGUUACAAAAGUCUGCAAAACUUAACUCUUAAUUUUCUACAGAUCUGAGGUAAAUCCUGCAUUGAUUGAGACUAUUUUAUGUGCCCUGGUGUUACAGUAACAUGAAGCAACUUGAUGUAUCAAAAUUGAUUUGCUUUGUCUUCCUUUGCAGUCGUCAGUUGUCAUUUUGCAAUUGCUUCUUUGAUUACAUUAUGUUUAUCCUGUAUUGACAAUGCUCUACCUUAGUAGAGGAAGAGCUAUUUAUGAUGAGAACAAUGUUUCUCCUUGCUUGGGGAAGUUGGUGUAUAAGCACUUAUAACCUGUAUUUUGGUAAAGAUGAGUUGGAAUGUAACUUCCCUCGUUGACAAACAGUGAUUAAAUGAAUGGUUUUCUCACUGGCCCAUAUUUUAUCAAAAGGUUCUGAAGCAGGUUGCUUAAUUUGUAUGGCCUUAAAACAUUUGGUAAGAGAAAUCCAAAUGUUGAAAGUUGAACAAGGAUGGACUGUUACCACUUCCACUAUUGGGUUGGACAGCUCCAGACAUUUUCUAGAUUUUUUUUCCAGGAGAACAUGACGUAUACAAAUACUGAACCUGGGAGAUUAUUCCUGAAUUUGCUGAUGGGAGCCCUGUACUCCCGGUGGUGCUAAAUGAUGUGUUGUUAUUCUGGCUCUCUAAGUGAAACUGAGCUGUAAAAAUAGUGAGGCUGAACUUGAAGUGAUGAUAUUUUCGUAUAAAUUUGCAGUAUUUGUACAUAAAUUGUGUGAGAGAUUACUGGCCAAAAUGUAUUUGUACAUUGUCUCUUCCAGAGAGUUUCUGCUGGUGAAGUUGUUUUCCAGCCUGGAUGUGAUAUUUUUGUAUUGUAGGAGGAUAUCCUCCAUAAAUAGUUGUAUCAGGUUGGUAUGUUACAACUGUGUAUUGUGUUCUUUGCUACACAAUGGUGACUUCUCAGGUACCUUCCACGAGGUAAAACAGACUCUACUACUCAGCCAUCUUUGGGACCGUAACCUUGCCAAAGUUGCUACUUCACAGAGUGGUAAGACAUAGUAGAGUGCAUUGUGCCCUGAGGAAGGUAGCAGUGGAGUUACUUAUCAUUGAAUGUCAGUAGAUUAGCAAUUAAAAUGUUUUGUAUCAAAGAACUCAAUUACAAUAUAUAGGACAAUAUCCUGUUUGUAUGUGCGUAAUGUCAUUAGCAGGCUGCUUAAAUAUAUUUUUGUAAUGUGUUACCCUAUAUUUUGGAUUUGUGCGUCAGGAGCAUUUGCAAGUAUAGUCACCUAGUUCAUACUAUAACAUGAUGAUUACUUGUCUUAGAGAGAAACAGUGGACUCAGUUCAGGCGACUUGUCCAAAAUUAUGAUAAUGAUCACCAUGAAAGUUCAUCAUGUUUGAUCACAAAUUAUCAAUAGGCUCUUAGAUAGAUAGCUUAUGAUAUCAAUUAUUGACUGUACCUUGUUACUUGUGACAUUAUCUUGAUUUUAUAAACCAAGUAUCUUGGUUGUUGCAUAGAUACCAGUAUGCAUAAUAUUACCACUUAGGGUUUUAGAUUUCUUUAUCAUAUAAUUCUAUGAUAACAGUAUGUGCUGUGAUAAAAGAUUUAAUGUUUAAUUAUAACUAAAUGAUGUUUAGUGUGCUGUUCUUUCCUGGUGAAUCACCUGUUGUGUAUGGUAUCCAGUGAGUUUGGAAGUGCUGUCUUCCUCUGUAUGUCUGAUGGCAUAGGUACAAAUAGGCAUUCCAUGUUGCUGACCAUCAAAAAUUCUAUUUACAUUCACAACAAUGAUGUACCUGGUUGUUUAUGAGGAUAGUAUGCAUUUUUUGUAAAUUUUAUUUUUAGAUGCAUCUUAUUAUUUGGGGUCUGUGGCAUCCCAGAUCUGCCAAUCUGGCUCAAAGAUUGAAUAUGGCAUCUUUGUCUCCAAUCUGUGCCCAACCAACCAAAUAUCUGUUAAAGGUAUGCAUUUAACAUUUAAUAUGUAUUUGUGACUUACCAUGAUUUUACAUUCACAAAACUAUUGGAAUUGGAUGUGAUCUAUAAGCCAUAUCUGUCAACCACUAUUCAGUUUUUGUUUGAGCUUUAAUAGCAAACCUUUUUGGCCAUUCAGGUGAAACGUCAGCUAAAAUCGAUGUGGGAAAGCAGCAGCUUGAAGGCAUCAUAAAUGUGACAGUUCCACAGCAGCCAGAAUUUUGCAAACAUUUACUUUACUACAAACCACUGACUGAGCACUUUGCAGUCCAUUUCAGGCGGUCUAAACAGGCAAAGCUAAAACACCUUAUGCUGCUUUGGGGUGAUAUGUUACAUGCAAACAACUCAUAACAAUCUGAGGCUUUACUUUGCAAAGUGCCUGCAGGUCUUUCAGACAGGGGCUUUCAAAUUGCAGAUAUCAGUAUCCAAAGUGCUGUAGUUACUCUUAAUGCUCAACAUCAGCAACAUGCCUUUGAAAUGUACUAAAUCUUUUCUGCAUUCUUGCUAAGGUCUAAGUGAACUUAUCAGUACAACACAGCCUUGUAAUGUUUGCUACCAUGCAGAAAUUGAGAAUAAACUGGUUUGCUUUCUACUA
This is a messenger RNA of Branchiostoma floridae (Florida lancelet), 5401 nucleotides long. Its product is annotated as monoacylglycerol lipase ABHD2-like. NCBI's taxonomy places the organism in Eukaryota, Metazoa, Chordata, Leptocardii, Amphioxiformes, Branchiostomatidae. Gene Ontology annotation, molecular function: acetylesterase activity; monoacylglycerol lipase activity. Gene Ontology annotation, cellular component: sperm flagellum; sperm plasma membrane. The record is from RefSeq and is a predicted model, not a curated record. The transcript is spliced from 3 exons. Bases 324 to 1595 code for a protein of 423 amino acids. Gene Ontology annotation, biological process: acylglycerol catabolic process; medium-chain fatty acid biosynthetic process; sperm capacitation.